This is a messenger RNA of Labrus mixtus (cuckoo wrasse), 3354 nucleotides long. RefSeq names its product solute carrier family 45 member 1 (gene slc45a1). Gene Ontology annotation, biological process: transmembrane transport. Gene Ontology annotation, cellular component: membrane. Lineage: Eukaryota; Metazoa; Chordata; Actinopteri; Labriformes; Labridae. The transcript is spliced from 10 exons. The record is from RefSeq and is a predicted model, not a curated record. The coding region runs from base 205 to 2622 and encodes 805 amino acids. Gene Ontology annotation, molecular function: sucrose:proton symporter activity.
AGAAGAGGGGGAAGGAGAAGGGACGGAGGAGAGAGCGGGGGGAUGACUGCAGGAAAGGAAAAACUAAACAACAAUCAUGACUCGAGUAAUACAUUCACCGUUUAUAUUUAUACAAAUGAAUUAUAACACUCGGUCAGUUUACCAUCACAGUUUGCCGCAAUAAAUGACGAGCAUCAGCGAUAAGUGUAAGCUGGCUUGAGAGAGAUGUCAUCUCCGGGUAUGGGUACCCCCAGUGACCCCCUUCUCUACAGUUCAGGGGAGGGGUCAUCUACAUCUCAGGAAAGAUCCUGGAGGAACUCACUACCCAAAACUGCUAGCUUCCCAACGUCCAGUAUUCGGCACCUCAGUCACCGAGCCAACAACUUUCAGAGACAGCCAAAGCGUCAGAAGCAAAUAAGACCUUCACCACCUCCCCCACCAAAUACACCCUGUCCCCUGGACCAGCUGGACCUUAGUGAGCUUCCCCCAAGACGCACCUUCGGAGAGUUGCUCUUCAAUGGCAGCAUACUGUUUGGUAUUGAGUUUAGCUAUGCCAUGGAGACGGCUUAUGUUACCCCUGUGCUCCUACAGAUGGGCUUGCCUGAUCAGUUCUACAGCUUGGUGUGGUUUAUAAGUCCUAUACUGGGAUUUCUCGUUCAGCCUCUCAUUGGAGCGUGGAGUGAUACUUGUACAUCCCGGUUUGGGCGAAGGAGACCCUUUAUUUUAGCUUUGGCUAUAGGCGCUUUAGUCGGUCUGACCUUGGUGCUGAAUGGGCGGGACAUUGGAGUUGCGAUGGCUGACACAGCAUCAAAUCACAGGUGGGGAAUUUUUCUGACAAUUUGUGGUGUGGUACUGAUGGACUUCAGUGCUGAUUCAGCUGACAACCCAAGCCAUGCCUACAUGAUGGAUGUGUGCUGCCCAGAAGACCAAGAUCGGGGGCUGAACAUACAUGCGCUGUUGGCAGGAUUGGGAGGUGGAUUUGGCUAUAUUGUGGGUGGCAUCAACUGGGACCAGACAAAAUUUGGACAGUCAGUCGGAGGUCAACUGCGGGUCAUAUUUAUGUUCACGAGUGUCACUUUGGUAUUUGCCACAGUCAUGACUCUGUUCAGUAUCCCUGAAAGGCCCCUACCAAUGAGCCACCCAAACAAGAACUCCAGCAAAGCUCAUCUAAAAAGCCCCAACCUCCCGCUUCCUCCAUCUCCUCCUGUUCCUCCAGGUUUUGGACUUGAUGAUGACGAUGAGGAAGGUCUUUACAACUAUGAUUUCUCCAAUUCAUGUAACACUGACCCCAUGGGCCAUUCUUGCAGUGCCAGUGCACGCCUUUGUGCUGGCCUCACAAGCCCAAUAUCGCCCCUGAGCCCCCUCACUCCAAAAUAUGGCAGCUUUAUAAGCAGGGACAGCUCGAUCAAUGGCAUCAACGAGUUUGCCUCAUCAUUAGGAACCUCCUAUAUAGACAGUGUUCUCAUAAACUGCUACACAGGCCCACAAACACCACAGGGCCUAGCCUCCAACUCGACCACUGUUCCCCUGCCUCCAGGUGAUUCCCCUCCUCCCCACGAGUCUACACAGGGGUCAGGGAGUCAUUCUGCAGGACAGACCCUGGCCGAUGUGGUGUCUCAUCAAUCAGGGGAAGCUCAAGAUCCAGAAGAGCUACUGCCUAAGGGAGAUGCACAAUCCAUUGAAGCAUCUCAGGUCACAUCUGGAGUUCAAUCCUUUUCAGGGUCACAUCGGCGCUCUUCUUCUGGUAUCCUAAAGCGACCCCAGAGCCUUGCACUGAUAGAGGAUUCCAUGGCAAGUCAGCUUGUUGCCUCUGAGGAUGGACAGAGGAGAACAGUGACCUUCAGGCAGCAGGUUGCAAACAUUCUGCUGAAUGGGGUGCGAUAUGAGAGUGAUCUGAGUGAGAGUGUGGAGACAGGAGAAUGCCAAAUGUCAUUAAAGCUUCUGUGUAUAGCCAUCUACAGGAUGCCGCCCUCUCUGCGGAGUUUAUGCACAAAUCACUUUUUGGGCUGGCUGUCCUUUGAAGGAAUGCUGCUCUUCUACACUGACUUCAUGGGGGAAGUUGUGUUUGAAGGAGACCCCAAGGCACCCCACGACUCUGAGGCUUAUGAACGCUACAAUGCUGGUGUUAGCAUGGGCUGCUGGGGCAUGUGCAUCUAUGCAUUUAGUGCUGCUUUCUACUCAGCCAUAUUGGAGAAACUUGAGGAGCGUUUCUCUCUUCGCACACUGUAUUUUUUUGCCUACCUGGCAUUUGGUUUGGGGACAGGCCUAACAACACUAUCCACCAACCUCUAUGUGGUACUUUCUCUGUGUGUCACCUACGGGGUGCUCUUCUCCUCUCUAUGCACGCUGCCUUACUCUCUGCUGUGUGAAUACUACCAGAGCCCUCAGUUUUGUGGCUCAUCAGAGGAAGGGACCAAACGAGGGAUGGGGGUGGACAUCUCUCUGCUUAGCUGCCAGUACUUCCUGGCUCAGAUCCUGGUCUCUGUGGCGAUGGGACCUCUGACCUCACUGGUGGGUGGGGCCCAGGGAGUGAUGUACUUUUCAAGCCUGAUGUCAUUCGUUGGCUGCGUGUACUCCUCUCUCUGCGUGGUGUACCACCUGCCCCCCCCUGAGGGAAGAGGAGAAGUUGAAACUGGGGUGUGAAUCAGCAUUCAGUCGGAAACCGAACAAAACAGAAGAACAGCAAACAGGGAGAAGACUCAUGUGAACUGUGGGUUACCCUGGGGGUGGACAACACUGACAGAAAAGACUGGGGGUUCAUAGAGCCAGCAGGGAGUGCUGAUUUUGAUCUUUAGGGCGCAUGCUUAAAGAAGUAGGCUUUGCCUCCACCAUGCUCUCAGCCCAUCAAGUCAAUAUAGUGAUGACCUUACAUUUGUUAGCCAAGUUGCUCACAGGGCAUUCAAAAUUGAUUAAUUUUCCAUCCUGAAGAAGCCAUUUUCAUCAGCAGAACAGUACAUGUGAUAUAUGUUUUAAAUCGGUUGUCUCAUGGCAAACAGUAUACUUUAUCUGUUUGCCUUCAUUACAGGCCAACGCCGUGACUUCAGGGCCUGAACAUAAGGUUCAUCUCCGUACAUAUUGUUUGAUGGUUUCGUUGACUAGCCAACAAAGUGAAUAUCCAACAUUACAGAGGCGGUUUUAAUUGCUGCCUCAGCAGAAUGUCACUAUCACCUACUGUUAAAGCAUCCUGAACUGACUGGAGCAUGCCAUGCUAAUGUUUCUGAGGAAACAUGUAUUGUAUGGAUCAUGCUUUUGCAGCUUGCUUCAGAUAAAACAGAUUGGUUUGUGUUGUUUCCACCUAUUGCUCAAUUUCAGCAGUGUGACUGUAAAAGCUACUUUUAUUCAGGGUUCCGUUCAACUAAAAUGAUCAUUUUGCCA